Messenger RNA from Dichotomopilus funicola, 849 nucleotides. RefSeq names its product S-adenosyl-L-methionine-dependent methyltransferase. Gene Ontology annotation, molecular function: methyltransferase activity. Bases 1 to 849 code for a protein of 282 amino acids. The record is from RefSeq and is a predicted model, not a curated record. The transcript is spliced from 5 exons. Lineage: Eukaryota; Fungi; Ascomycota; Sordariomycetes; Sordariales; Chaetomiaceae.
AUGGAACCCUCCCAGAUCUACGAUGACGUCCGUGAGCACUACAGCUCAGCAGCCCGCAGCACCCGCGUCAAGUACGGCGAGACCGUGGCAAAAUCCUUUGGCUACACCGCCGAUGAACUCACCAAUAUUCCCCAAGACGCCAACCUCGGCCUUAGCUGCGGCAAUCCCCUAGCUAUUGCCACGCUGAAAGAGGGCGAAACCGUAAUCGACCUCGGCAGCGGCGCAGGUUUUGACAUCUUCCUAGCCUCCACCAAAGUCGGUCCCUCCGGCCGCGCCAUCGGCAUUGACAUGAAUGACGACAUGCUCGCCCGCGCGAACCGCAUCAAAUCCACCCAACCUCCCCCAACCUCCCACAUCACCUUCCUCAAAGCCAAAAUCACCUCCAUCCCUCUCCCCUCCGACACAGCCGACUGCAUCAUCUCAAACUGCGUCAUCAACUUGGUCCCGCACGCCGACAAACCCACUGUUUUUCGCGAGAUGUAUCGGCUUUUGAAGCCCGGCGGACGGGUGGCCAUGUCGGAUAUCCUGGCGAAGAAGCCGUUGCCGGAGAAGUUGAGGGAGGAUAUGGCGAUGUAUGUGGGGUGUAUUGCGGGGGCGAGUGAGGUGGGGGAGUAUGAGGGGUGGUUGGAGGGGGUGGGGUUUGAAGAGGUGGUGAUUGUUGAUACUGGCGCCGAUCUCAAUGUUUACCUCGAGACGGGGGACGAUGGAGAGGCGAAGGGAAGUUGCUGUGCGCCUGCUGCACCAGCUUCUGGUGGUAGCGCGUGUUGUGCUCCGGCAGCUGUGGUCCCUGAGAAGACAGAUAUCAAUGAGUUCGCUGGUUCCUAUAAGAUCUUCGCUGUCAAGAACUGA